UUAAGCUUUUUAAUUCAUGGAACGAUGGUUUUUUCCCCUUUUUUCUGGUUUUCUUGCUCUUGUCUUUUGAUAAGUUAGGAGGAUGAGUUCUUUUAUGUUUUUGCAAUUUAUUUUUUGGAUGGGCAAUUCCUUUUUUCUGAUGAAAAGGUGAAAGAUUGUCUUUUGAUGAUUGUGUGAGCUGAUUUCUCGGCUUUAGUACAGCAAGGUUUAUCAAGCCAUCCUUUAAGUCACAAUUCUUCUCACAUGGAUUAUAUCGAAAGCAAGAGAAGAAGCACAAGCAAGGUUGGGGACUCUAGAAAGGGGCCUUCUGGCCCUCAUUUGAAAGAUGUGAAUCAAGAAGGAAGACAUGCUCAGUGUUGUAACCGUCUUGGAUGCAGUGCCAGAGUUUAUUCUACCGAAGGUAGUAGUAGCUUCAAAUACAUGGAAUCAAGCAAAUCUUUUGGCACCAAUUCUCGCUCUUCAAGUGGGAAGCCCACUAUUGGAAGCUCAUCCAGACCCUUCUCCUAUCGAACCAACCUCAAAAAGCCCCAUCAAGGAGAUCAAAUAUCUUCACAAAAUAAAGAAAGAAGCUCUGCCUCUAGCUCUGGCAGUCCAGAAGGAAGGGAAAUGCCUGUACUUACUGCAAAAGAGAUGCAGGAACCAGCAUCUGAAAUCAGAGAUGUUUAUGAUACCGUCUCGACAGCCCCUCAAGCCCGAAACCGAACUCAAAAACAGAGAAUUGAAGACACAGGUUCGGGGAGUUCGAGCAGAGAACAGGUCUCAAAAUGUUCCCUUGUUCCUAAAAGUGGGUCCAAGGCUACUGAUAAAACCCCCCAUAAAAUCCAUGGAAUUGGGUCACAAAGAUGUGGCCUGCAAAAUCUCAGUUGUGCUUCAAUUUCUUAUGUGCUUCCUCCUGGUUGUUCUUCUUCAGAUCCCAGCUGUAGUAGAAGGGGAGAUGUGGUAAAUAACAGUGUCAAUGAGAGCACAUCUCUUAGAGGAAAGAGUGGGGGAACUCUGUCCAUUCCGGGCUAUCGUAGAGGCAGUUCCUCGGGCCAGACUUCUUCUCCAAUAAACCCACCUUCUAUUCGAGCUCCAAGAAGAGGGAUAAAUGGGUCUUCUUCAAAUAGGGGUCCCAGUGUUUCAGUUAGAACUAGGAGGGCAACAACAAUUGGGGAUAGUAGGGCUACAAGAUUAUCUAACAAUUACAAUGAUACCCCUCCUUCUGUAGUGGAACCAGUUACGGCCGCUCCAACUGAACCAGAGUCAUCUAAUGGUGAUUCUCCAUUUGAUUCACCUAGGUCACUUCCAAGUGAUCCUCCUACUCUUUGCCUCAGCUCUUAUGAGAGGUCAAAUUAUGGAAAUGAGAACGGGCGAACUGGUAGGCCAACUCCUUAUCCUGAAGUUGGUGCUUUUCGGGGUUUCCAUGGCCUCUCAAUUGAUCGGGAUGGUUAUCAUCGACGUUUCAACAUUCAAGGAGUUGCAGAGGUUUUGUUGGCCCUUGAUCGGAUAGAUCAGGAUGAUGAGUUGACAUAUGAGCAAUUAUUGCUUUUGGAGACAAACUUGUUCAGGGGUCCGAGCUUCCAUGAUCAACACCGUGAUAUGAGACUGGACAUUGAUAACAUGUCAUAUGAGGAACUAUUGGAAUUAGAGGAAAAGAUGGGAAGUGUUAGUACAGCUCUUUCAAAGGAUGCUCUUUCUAAUUGCCUGAAGAGAAGUCUCUUCUCUUCGGUUUCAUCGGUCCCAAGAUUCACAAUUUGUGGGGAUGUUGAUACAAAAUGCAGUAUUUGUCAGGAAGAAUAUGUUGAUGGAGAUGAAGUUGGUGACUUGAAUUGUGAACAUCGAUACCAUGUUGGUUGCAUUGAGGAGUGGUUGAGAUUGAAGAAUUGGUGCCCCAUUUGCAAGGCUGAAGCAUCAACUUAGCUUUAGCUUCAACUCCAAUCAAUCACCAUGGCUUCAACACUCUCUGUACAUUGGUGUAAAUUGUGUUGAGAGAUAUGUAUAUGUAUUUGUUCUUAUGUCUCUCCAAUAAACUUAAAGUAGACAAUGAAAACUUGAAAGACCUUCAGCUUGCAAUAAUGGAAGCCUCUUUGCAUUUAAAACAUGGAGUAAAACAAUUGCUUUCUCUCUCUCU
Molecule: messenger RNA, 2110 nt
Organism: Amborella trichopoda
Lineage: Eukaryota; Viridiplantae; Streptophyta; Magnoliopsida; Amborellales; Amborellaceae
Molecular function (GO): ubiquitin protein ligase activity
Source: RefSeq, a predicted model, not a curated record